Messenger RNA from Rotaria sordida, 5337 nucleotides. Lineage: Eukaryota; Metazoa; Rotifera; Eurotatoria; Philodinida; Philodinidae. The record is from the annotation of a GenBank genome assembly.
CCACACCCACACCCACACCCCCACCCACACCCACACCCACACCCUUUAGACUCAAAUUUAAUUCUUUUAAUUGUUCUUCAAGUGGAUAUAAACAAUUAUUUACAUCAAUAUCUAUAAUUUUAUCUUUAGUUUUUAUUUUAAAAAGAUUUAAUUUUACUUUGAAAACGAAAUCUUGAUAAAACUUUCCAAAAGACAAUUCCAAGUGUAUAAACAUCACAUUUAAGUAAAGAUGUUUCGUCACAUCGAAUAGUUCCAGCUAAAAGUUCUGGAGACACAUAACGAGGUGUUCCAAUCUAUUUAAUUUCAGAUGAAGACUUUUAUUCAAAAGAAAGAGAAAAGAAAGACUUGUUGUUGUUGAUUUAAACUAUAUUAAUAUUGUUGAAUUUGAGUUGACAUAGUAAAAUCACAAAUAACAAUAUGAUCAAAAUCUAAAAAGAAGAAUAUUUUCUGACUUAAAAUCUCUAUGAGCAAUAAGUGGACGUUUAAAUUGAUUUUUAUUUCGAAAAUCUUUACGAAGAAAAUGAAGACCUUCACUAAUUUGUUUUAAUAUUAAUAAAAAAUCUUUUUCAUUUAAAUAAAAUUUUCAAUUAAAUAAUUUUUUAAUGAACCAAAAGAUGAAUACUCAAAUAAAAGAUAAAAUAAUUGAUUAUUAAUUGAAUAACCAAAAUAUUUAAAAAUAUUUUUAUGUGGAAUAAAACGUAAUGAAUAAAUAAUUUUUUCUUGUUCGAAUAAUUGUUUCGAUUGUUGAUCAGUUUCAAAGAUUUUUAAAGCAAUUUAUUUUCAUAAAAACCUUUUUUUAUUCCACAAAAUCUUCUUUUUUUGUUUAAAAACGGAAUAAACCUCCUAAGUCAGCUUAAAAAUGAUCAUCAGCAGAAAUAAGAAGAACAAAUUGAAUACAUUAAUGACAGAAACAGGUGUAAAUUCAUUUGCCAAUAACUCAGUGAUUGCUGAUGAUGAUGAACCAAUGAUUGUGGUGAUGAUCAACGAGUUUAUAGUCGAACAAUCGUUCGAAGCAAGGAUAAAGUACUUAAACCUGUUAACAAUGAACCUAUUGUUGUUGAAAAAGGAGUCCAUGGAACGAUCGUCAUGGUGAAAAGAGCAAAGCAUUACGCUUUUCUCAAACGUAAUGAUAAUAAUCAAUACAAAGACAUAUUUGCUCGAGAAGCAUCGAUCAUCAACCAAUCUCAUCAACGAAAAAAAUUUUUCUUAUCGGAUAAAUGCAAUAGAAGACGAGCAAACUCUCAUAAAAUUGCACGACAAGAUGAUGAAUUCAAAACAGAAGAUAAUAAAAGAAGAGCCGAAGCUCUGAAAAUUGCCCGACAAGAUGAUAAAUUCAAAACAGAAGAUAAUAAAAGAAGAGCCAAAGUUCUGAAAAUUGCACGACAAGAUGACGAAUUCAAAACAGAAGAUAAUAAAAGAAGAGCUAAAGCUCAUAAAAGUGAACGACAAGAUGAUGAAUUCAAAACAGAAGAUAAUAAAAGAAGAGCCGAGGCUCUGAAAAUUGCACGACAAGAUGAUGAAUUCAAAGAAGAAGAGAGAAGAAGAAAUGCAUUAAGAAUACACAGUAAUAGAGAUAAAUACAAAAGUAAUUUUGAUGGCAUGAAAUCAAAUUAUGAAUCAAAAAUAAAAGAAGGACCUACUCAUAUUUGUAGUUGUUGCGGUGGUUUAUGGUUUGAGUAUUCAAUCAGAGAAUAUACAGUUGAGAUGUUAACAAACAAAGGAUUAAAAGCAGAAUUUAUUGAUACAGUUUGUUAUCUAAAACAUGCGAUCAUUAAGUUAUGUGUUACUUGUAGAAAGGACAUCAUGUCCAAUAAGGUACCUAAUCUCAGUCUAUCUAAUGGUUUAGCAUUCUAUGAAGUACCGAAUUGUUUGAAAAUCUUGACUGAAUUAGAAGAAAGAUUAAUAUCACCAAGAAUUCCUUUUAUGGUUAUUCGAAGUUUAGGUUCUUGUAAACAAUUCGGUCUCAAGGGUAACCUUGUAAAUGUUCCCAUAAAUGUUGAUACGAAUGUUUCAGUAUUGCCUAGAAGUUUCAGUGAUACUCACACGAUUCAAUUGAAACUCAUGAGACAAAUGAAAAAUAAAAAUGCUUCUAUGUAUGAAACAAUUCGACCAAAAGUUGUGCAUACUGCUGUAAAAUAUUUGGUUGAGCAAGAGCUGUAUAAAGAUGAAGGAAUUGUGAUAUCUCAUGAUUGGCUGAAAGAAUAUUCUAACGAGAGAGAGAAUUUUAUCAUCGAUGAUGAAGAUAAGGAAUUCGAUGAAAAUGAAAACGUCAGCAAAGAUUUUGAUGACGAGGACAAAUGGAAUGAAUAUGACGAUAAACUAGUCAAUCCAAGUACUACUGCAACAUUAUUAAAUGACGAGAUUGGUGAUAAGAAUGAUAUUGGUAUCAAAUUUGCUGCAGGAGAGAAUAACAGGCCGAUAUCGAUUCUAAUGGAUUUAAAAGUCGAUGAAUUAACAUUUCCGAAAAUUUAUUGUGGCAAGCAAAGAAAAAUCAAAGCGAAUGUUAAAUUAACUUAUGCUAAGAUUGCCAAAUGUGAUCGAUCUUCACCAGCAUUUUGGGAACUAAAAAAGAAAGAAGUUAUGGCAAUGAUCAGGCAAUUAGGAUGUCCAACACUAUUUUUAACAUUAUCAGCAGCAGAAACAAAAUGGUCAGAACUAAUUGUAAUAUUGACUCAAGUGUUGGAAAAUAAAGUAAUAACAUUAGAGGAAGCAGAAAACAUGAGUUAUGAAAAGAAAUGCGACUUGAUAAGAAAUGAUCCUGUAACAUGUGUUCGUUAUUUUGAACAUAGAUUAAAAUGUUUAUGGGAAAUAUUAUCAGCUCCUUGUGGUCCAUUUCAAGGCUAUGAAUUAGUAGACAAAUAUGUCAGAACUGAAUUCCAAGUUCGUGGUUCACCACAUGUUCAUGCUCUACUGUGGUUAAAAAAUGCUCCGAAAUACGACAAAGAGAAACCUGAAUCGAUCGAAAGAUGUACAGAAUUUAUUGAUAAAUUGAUUUCGGUUAGUUCUAAGCCAACGAAGUUUUCUGAAGAACUUAUCAAUUUGCAACGUCAUAAGCACUCACAUACUUGUAAAAAAUAUGUAAAAGAUUGUAUUAAAUGUCGUUUUGGUAUUCCAUAUUUUCCGAUGAGAAAAACGAUGAUUUUAGAACCAUUUAGUGACGAUGAAAAGUUAACUAAGAAAGAACGUGAAGAGAUCAGCAAAAAUAGACAGAAUGUAAUCAAAGAACUUGACAAAAUAUCAAAAGAUCAAGAUAAUUCAUUAACUUUUGAAGAAUUCUUGAAACAUGUAAAUAUGAAUGAAGAAGAAUAUAUUAAAAUGAUUCGAGCUGAAUUAAAAAAAGCGAAAGUAUUCUUGAAACGUGCUCCAAAUGAAAUCAGAAUCAAUGCAUACAAUCCAAUGAUAAUGUCAUUGCACAAAGCAAAUAUGGACAUUCAAUUCAUUCUUGAUCCUUAUGCAUGCUCAAUGUAUUGUGUUGACUACAUUAGCAAAUCUGAAAAUGGAAUGUCUAAGCUUCUAAGAGAAGCAUUAAAUGAAUUAAAAAAAGGUAAUAACACAGUCAGAGAACGUCUUAGAGUUAUUGCAAAUAAAUUUUUGAAUUCAAGUGAAAUUUCAGCACAAGAAGCUGUCUAUCAUAUUUUAAGUAUUCCACUUUCAACCAGCAGCAGAAGUACUGUAUUUAUUAAUACGAAUAGACCCGAAAACAGAAUUUCUAUGGUCAAAUCAGAUGAGGUUCUUCAGAAACUGGAGCCUGAUUCAAAAGAUGUUUUUGUUCAAGGCUUAAUUGAUAUGUAUAUAAAUAGGCCUGAAGAAAUGAAAAAUAUCUGUUUGGCUGAUUUUGCUUCAUUGUAUAAUGUAUCAAAAAAACAAACAAACAACGUUCAGAUUACGGAAAAUUCUGAUGAUGAAGAUGUCAUUGACAAUGAAAUUGAUGAAAAAAGUGUUGCUCUAAAGAUGAAAAAUGGAAAAGGAUGGAUUAAAAAAAGAACAAAGAAAAAAAUAAUAAGAUUCAGAAACUUUAAGCUACAUCAAGAUCCUGAAAAUUAUUACAGAGAGCAGCUGAGGCUAUUUCUACCAUGGAGUAAUGAAGAAGAGGAUCUUAUUUAUAUAAAUCAUGAAGAGACAUUUGAAUUACAUAAAGAUUUGAUUCGACAGAAAAGAUCUGAAUAUGUUCAUCGCGAAGCCAAUGAAUUUGAGCAAGCUUUUGAAGAGCAUAUGGAAAGAGAAAUUGAAAAUGAUAUCGAUGAUACAAAUGUUGAAUAUGAUCAAGAUAAGAAUGAAUUUCUCAUUUAUGAAAUAGGAAAUAAUGAAGGCGAUAUCUUUGUUGAAAUGGGACUCAAUACUCGAAGUGAAAAAGUUGAACAUUUUAAUGUUCCUAAAAUAAUACCAGAUACUGAAUAUCAGGAAAUGAUGAGAAGUCUCAAUAACAAUCAAAGAAGAUAUAUUUUAAAUGUGAUGAAUUUGAUAAAAAAUGGAGAUAAGCAAUGUUUUCAUUUUAUUAAUGGCGGUGCAGGUGUUGGCAAAAGUACUUUGAUCAAAGCAGUAUAUCAAUCGAUACUGAGAUUUUAUAAUUCUCUUCCUGGAUCUAAUCCAGAAACUAUUCAUACUGCAAUCUGUGCGCCAACUGGCAAAGCAGCAGCACUAAUUGAUGGAAUGACAUUGCAUUCAUUUUUAAGUUUACCAGUUAAUCAAUGCAAACAUAAACUCGUUAAACUAGACAGUGAUAUUUCAAAUAGAAUUGGAGUGAAAUUGAAAGAUCUACAAUUACUAAUCAUAGACGAAAUAUCAAUGGUGGGUUUUAAUGUUUCAACACGUCGAUGCACGUCUUAUGAGCAUAAUCCUUAUAUAACUGAAGGUGAUUUUAUUCUUCUUAAAUCAGAUGGUUAUCCAACAUAUCAUUUAGCAAAUGUUAUUGAUGAUCAUUUAAUGAAUAUAACUCAUGUUUUACGUGGUCAUGAAUGGCAAACAUCAACAUCAAAACAUUUACUUCUUUAUAAAGCUUUUAAUUGGUCAGCACCUAUAUAUGGUCAUUUACCAUUACUUGAACGUGAACGUGGAAGAAAAUUAUCUAAACGUGAUCCAGAAAAUGUUAUAAAUCCAAUUGAAAUUGAUUAUUAUCGUCAAAAAGGUUAUUUUCCAAAUGCUAUAUUAAAUUUUAUAACUCUAUGUGGUGGUGGUGGUUUUACAGAUGAAGAUGCAAUUACUGGAAAAACACUUGAUGAAAUGAUAUCAUUAUUUAAUAUAAAAUUAUUUAGUCGACAUGCAGCUAUAGUUGAUUUUAAAAAAUUAUCACUUUGUCAACGAGCACAUUUUAAAUGUGAAUACCAAAAAUCAAUCUAA